Nematostella vectensis (starlet sea anemone) is the source of this 4008-nucleotide messenger RNA. RefSeq names its product uromodulin. Bases 128 to 1192 code for a protein of 354 amino acids. The record is from RefSeq and is a predicted model, not a curated record. Gene Ontology annotation, molecular function: calcium ion binding. Gene Ontology annotation, cellular component: protein-containing complex; plasma membrane. The transcript is spliced from 6 exons. Gene Ontology annotation, biological process: heterophilic cell-cell adhesion; establishment or maintenance of epithelial cell apical/basal polarity. NCBI's taxonomy places the organism in Eukaryota, Metazoa, Cnidaria, Anthozoa, Actiniaria, Edwardsiidae.
AACACACCUGCGACAACUGCCGCGAGCUGUAAUAUUACACCUUUUAUUUUCGUCUAAUUGAAAAUUUUUGCGGCUCAAAAGGAGAAGUCCUUUUCUCAUUUCAGGAUUGCGCAGACUAAAGGCCAGAAUGAAAUUCAAUAAAGGAUAUAAAAUUAUCCAGAUAUGCCAAUUCUUCUUCGUUAUUGUAUUCCUAAACACAAGAGGUGUAAGCACUUCUAAGUGCUUUACGUCAGUGCAAGGGACGUCUCUGAUUGGCUACGUCUUCAUGAUGCUGUCAAACACGAACAUUCAUCAGUGUUUUCAGCACUGUAAAGGAGAAGCUAAGUGCCAGAGCUUGAAUUAUUACACGAGCAGCAACACGUGUCACCUAAGCAACCGGACGAUCGCUCAGAGACCGGAAGAUGCCCGACUGGACAGUGACUCCGUCUACUUUGAGAACCCCUACAAAGUUUCUCUCGGAUCUAUUCCAUCGAUGCCUGCUUCAUUGUGUGCUGAGCUGAAGCGCGCCUCCAGCACAGGAGUCAGCGGCGGUGUGUUCUGGCUUAUCAACGCUUCCUCGGUUAUGCAGGGGUAUUGCAAUCUAACAACAGGGUUGAUGGAGACAUGUACGGGCAACCUAUGCCAACACGGUGGAACGUGCCAUUAUCUGGGAUCUGGUAACUACAAAUGUGCUUGCACAAGUGGAUUCACAGGGGCAAAUUGUGAAACAAACAUUAACGAGUGUGCCAGUAAUCCAUGCUUGAAUGGAGGGACGUGCGUAGAUGGCGUUAAUAAAUACACGUGCUCAUGUGUAUCGGGUUAUAUAGGAACAAGAUGUGAAACUGUGUCCAGUGAAUGCAACUCCUACGCACAGAUAACGGAUGUCACACGUAAUAUCAAUCAACACAAAACAGCCACAGUGUGCGACCAAAGCAUAGAGACCAAAUGGUACCGAUUCACUGGAUCUGCCGGGACUCGAAUGCCUACGUCGUGUGUCCCUAUCAACAAAUGCAACACGGACGCCACCGGGUGGCUCAACGGUGCUCAUCCUACAGUUGCACAGGGCAUCGUUACUCGUCAGGUUUGCUUCCAUUGGAAUAGUAACUGCUGUAACUGGUCCGUCAACAUACAAAUAAGAAACUGCGGUGAUUCAUUCUACGUUUACAGACUUGUUGGAACACCGAAUUGCCAAUUGAGAUAUUGCAGCACGUAAAAGUAACUAAUUUAAAGAACAGCUCUAUGAUUCUUAGGUGGAGCUCUUAUAGCCGGCUGUCUGGGCAGAAAAUUGUAGCACUUCUUGGAAGGAUUUGCUAGUAAAAUUAGCUCUACUAGUUUCCAUCAACAUUAUACCCAUAUUGUGCUCACCGUUAAAAUUUAUGCUAUUUUCCCCCCAAUUUUUGCCCGACAAAAAUAACCAGGCACAACAGUAGAGUCGAAGUUUUAGAUUAGUCUCUUAUUUAGCAGAUCUCUUAGCUAUUGACAAUAAGAGCAAUGUGGGCUGGGAUAUUUGAUCUCUCGCAUUUAAGCUCUUUGGAGGCCUUACAAGGCAUGUUUUCCGCUUCGAGGCCGACGACUGCGGACGCUAUCUUGUCGGUCGAUUUCACGAGAACGGGAUCAUCAUAUCAUGCAACAAUUUUAAAUGCGCGAAAGCUGCCAUGUUUGAAAUAUUUUUUCAUAGUGCAAUUGAUGUAUGCAAUUGACGCAUUUUCAUACCCUGCUAGCAGAGCUUUCUUCCUGUUUGUUUCUAUCAGUUCACUUAUCUGUGUCGCGAGUCUGUUCUUUCGCGUUCUCGUUUGUUUGUAUCGCAGGAGAAAACCUCUGCCAACAGCCGCUAUCGAAUCCCAUUGAGCAUGCGCAAAAUAUUUUUGCUGUUACCAUGGGAAUUCUCGUCAAACGAGAACGCGAAAGAACAGAGACGUGACACGAAUAAGUGAACUGAUGGAAACAAACAGGAAAAAGCUCUGCUAGCAGGUAAUAUUUUCACAUCUAUAUAGCAGAAUUAAACAUCGAACUAGUCCAAAACAAAGACACUCAUUUUCAUUUUUAAAAUUAAUUAGAUGAAGAUAAACUAUACAUUUUUAAGGAUAUCUUUAUCCUUGGUGCAGGUACUAUCGUGACAGCUAUCAUUCGUAAUAAUGAAUGCAUUAUUAGGAUUUCGAGUUUGGGGGCUAGUUCAUCAAUUUGCUGCAUCUAUUUUCUUUCUUUUUUCUUUCAUCUAUUUGCUGACAGUGUCAGCAAAGCCCACAGGGUGGCUGGGUAGGUCUUCUGGGUAGUUCUGGUAGGUCUUCGUAGGUCCCCCUGGCUACGGGUCUUUAUCUAAUGUGCUUUUGUGCUCUUUAUUUUUCUCUCCUAGCUAAGAAGUACGGUGAAGUAAGGUGAUGUAGACGGUCACAGUUGCAAGAAGCGUAUCUAAAAAAGGUCAAAGCGACAAACCGACAAUGAUACGUCACAAACCUUUACUCACUCAAAAGUUACUUGAUUUUUUUAGUGCAACUCAUUGUGGGAAGGGGGUGGGUCCAAAGGAGGGGCAUACGAGGAUUGGAGUGUUAAAUUGGAACGCGAGGGGCACACGAGGUUUGGAGUGUUAAAUAGGAACGCGAGGGGCACACGAAGAUUGGAGUGUUUAAUAGGAACGCGAGGGGCACACGAAGAUUGGAGUGUUUAAUAGGAACGCGAGGGGAACACGAGGAUUGGAGUGUUUAAUAGGAACGCGAGGGGCAUACGAGGAUUGGAGUGUUAAAUUGGAACGCGAGGGGCACACGAGGUUUGGAGUGUUAAAUAGGAACGCGAGGGGCACACGAAGAUUGGAGUGUUUAAUAGGAACGCGAGGGGAACACGAGGAUUUGAGUGUUUAAUAGGAACGCGAGGGGAACACGAGGAUUGGAGUGUUUAAUAGGAACGCGAGGGGCACACGAGGAUUGGAGUGUUUAAUAGGAACGCGAGGGGAACACGAGGAUUGGAGUGUUUAAUAGGAACGCGAGGGGCACACGAGGUUUGGAGUGUUAAAUAGGAACACGAGGGGCACACGAGGUUUGGAGUGUUUAAUAGGAACGCGAGGGGCACACGAGGAUUGGAGUGUUAAAUAGGAACGCGAGGGGAACACGAGGAUUGGAGUGUUUAAUAGGAACGCGAGGGGAACACGAGGAUUGGAGUGUUUAAUAGGAACGCGAGGGGAACACGAGGUUUGGAGUGUUAAAUAGGAACGCGAGGGGCACACGAGGAUUGGAGUGUUAAAUUGGAACGCGAGGGGCACACGAGGUUUGGAGUGUUUAAUAGGAACGCGAGGGGAACACGAGGAUUGGAGUGUUUAAUAGGAACGCGAGGGGAACACGAGGAUUGGAGUGUUAAAUUGGAACGCGAGGGGAACACGAGGAUUGGAGUGUUUAAUAGGAACGCGAGGGGCACACGAAGAUUGGAGUGUUAAAUAGGAACGCGAGGGGCACACGAGGAUUGGAGUGUUAAAUAGGAACGCGAGGGGAACACGAGGAUUGGAGUGUUUAAUAGGAACGCGAGGGGCACACGAAGAUUGGAGUGUUAAAUAGGAACGCGAGGGGCACACGAGGAUUGGAGUGUUAAAUAGGAACGCGAGGGGAACACGAGGAUUGGAGUGUUUAAUAGGAACGCGAGGGGAACACGAGGAUUGGAGUGUUAAAUUGGAACGCGAGGGGCACACGAGGUUUGGAGUGUUUAAUAGGAACGCGAGGGGCACACGAGGAUUGGAGUGUUAAAUAGGAACGCGAGGGGAACACGAGGAUUGGAGUGUUUAAUAGGAACGCGAGGGGAACACGAGGAUUGGAGUGUUAAAUUGGAACGCGAGGGGAACACGAGGAUUGGAGUGUUUAAUAGGAACGCGAGGGGCACACGAAGAUUGGAGUGUUAAAUAGGAACGCGAGGGGCACACGAGGAUUGGAGUGUUAAAUAGGAACGCGAGGGGAACACGAGGAUUGGAGUGUUUAAUAGGAACGCGAGGGGCACACGAAGAUUGGAGUGUUAAAUAGGAACGCGAGGGGCACACGAGGAUUGGAGUGU